Molecule: messenger RNA, 684 nt
Organism: Mytilus trossulus (common blue mussel)
Lineage: Eukaryota; Metazoa; Mollusca; Bivalvia; Mytilida; Mytilidae
Product: protein arginine N-methyltransferase 1-B-like
Exons: 6
Coding region: 1-684 (227 amino acids)
Biological process (GO): peptidyl-arginine methylation
Cellular component (GO): nucleus
Molecular function (GO): protein-arginine N-methyltransferase activity
Source: RefSeq, a predicted model, not a curated record
AUGUUAAGAGAUGAAGUAAGAACAGGAACGUACAGGAAUGCAAUCCUACAAAAUACCAAUCUAUUUCGAGACAAGAUCGUUGGAUGUGGAACAGGUAUUUUGUGCAUGUUUGCUGCUGAGGCUGGAGCAUCAAAAGUUAUUGGUAUCGACUGUGCACACAUAAUAGACCGCACUAGGAACAUAGUUAGCAAAAAUGGCUUUGCAGAUGUCAUAACUCUGAUUAAAUGCAAGGUAGAAGAUGCAAAGUUGCCUGGUGGGAUCGAUAAAGUAGAUAUCAUUAUCAGCGAAUGGAUGGGAUACUGUUUACUAUUUGAAACAUUUAUAAAUUCUAUAUUAUUUGCUAGAGACAAGUGGUUGAAGAAGGAAUGUGGUUUAAUAUUUCCAGACAAAUUCUGGCUUUACCUUACUGCUUUUGAAGACAAACGUUUUAUACAAGACAAAGAAUCUUCUAUAACUAUACAGUAUAUCUUUUAUUUGGUUUGGGAUAAUGUGCAAGGUUACGAUAUGAGUAGUAUUAUACGACAUCAGGACUUUGACAGGAUGUUCGUCGAUGUAAUUAAUGCUGCUAAAGUGGUGUCAAAUAGUUCUCUGAUCAAGCGAGACCUAGAUGUGGAGGUCAAAGUUAGAAAGGAUACAGACAGUGAAUUGCUCCUUAAAAAAGAUUUUGCUUUUUUACCAUCAUAA